AUGAAUAUUGGUGUUUCAAUAAGCAUCAAAAUGGAAUAUAGGAAAAACAUUGUUCCAGCUGGUUGGCAAAGCGAUGAUGAUGAGUAUGAUGAAUUUGGUGAUAUUAUUGAACGUUCAACAUAUCAUGUUAAACCAGAAGCAGAAGAUUUUGAAUCAACAUUGAUAAAUGCUUGUGUAACAAAUAACUUAUCAGAAAUCACCCGUGCCUUAAACUCAGGAACUGUUAAUGUUAACAGUUAUUUGAAUAAUAGUUGGACUGCUUUGAUGAAUGCAGCAUUUAAUGGAUCUUUAGAUGCUGUAAAAUUUCUUUUACAGAAUGGUGCUGAUCCAUUAAUUGAUUAUGACAGUCAUAAUGUUAUAAUGUGUUUAUGUAAUUGUAUUAGAGUUUCUGAUGAAUUAGACUUGUUAAAUUGUGUAAAGCUUUUAGUAAAUUUUGAUGAAAUUGACAUCAACUCUAAAGAUAGAACAGGGUUGACUGCUCUUAUGUAUGCAUGCAGCAAUGGUUGGUUGAAAUUGGUAGAAUUUCUAGUCAAUCAUGGGGCAGAUAUGGAGUUGAGAAAUUAUCAAUUUGGAGAGACAGCUUUGUUUUUUGCAGUACGUUACAACCAUGUUCAUAUUGUAAAAUAUCUAUUAUCAAAAGGAGCUGACAAAGAUGUCACUAACAAGAAACGUCAGACAGUGUAUGAAAUAGCUAAAAAUAAAAACAUGGUUGCUAUUUUAAAGUUAUUAAAUAAAGAUUAUGAAAAUGAACAACUAGAAGAUUAUUAUUCAGAAGAAUAUUCUUACUGGGAUACAGUUAUGACUGAAUUAAAAAAUGGUUUUAGUGAAGACGUCAAAUCAUUUUUAGAAAGAUUAUCAAUGGAUAUCUAUGUAGACCAUCUAAUUUCCAAUAAUGUUACUUUUAAAAAUUUACUCUCUGGAAAUAAUAAUCAAUUUGUUGAUAUGGGAAUCAUUUUAUCACCACAUCGUGAGCUUUUGGCUAAUGCGCUUAAAUGUUUUCAUACAGAGAAUUGGAGUAAUAAUUCUUUACGUGUUAAAAGUAGUGAUAUUAAUACUGAAAGAAUUGCUCAUAUAUUAGUGAUAAUAGUAAGACAAUUACAUAUAUUAGAUGCUUCAAUAAAAUACUUAGGGAUGCAGAGUAAUGGUUUGGAUCAACAGGAAGGUCAAGAAGCCAUGAAUAAUUUGAAAAAAAUCAUAAUUGUGGAAGAUAAAAUAUUUAAAAUAUUAGACCAAAAAGUAAGAAAAAGUCAAGUGGAUUACAUAGGACAUAAGACUUGGAGUCAAAACUUGAAAACAAACAGAGAUAAGUUGUUUGCUAGUGCUACUGUUAUUUUAGUAUUAUUACUUUUAAGCUAG
Messenger RNA from Melanaphis sacchari, 1356 nucleotides. RefSeq names its product ankyrin repeat, SAM and basic leucine zipper domain-containing protein 1-like. The transcript has 3 exons. Gene Ontology annotation, biological process: piRNA processing. Gene Ontology annotation, molecular function: protein binding. Gene Ontology annotation, cellular component: pi-body. The coding region runs from base 1 to 1356 and encodes 451 amino acids. NCBI's taxonomy places the organism in Eukaryota, Metazoa, Arthropoda, Insecta, Hemiptera, Aphididae. The record is from RefSeq and is a predicted model, not a curated record.